AUGCAGUUCACCAAGUCCCUCCUGCUGCUGGCAGCCCUCACCACUGGCUCCCUUGCCCACCGCGUGCACGGCCACGCAAGACGCCAGUCGCCAUCCGCCACUGCGUCUGCCGUUCCCUCUUCCUCUGGCUCUGCUUCCGGGGGAUCCUGGACCGCCACCCCUGCUAGCGGGUCCUACUCUACUGCCGGAUUUGGCUCUUCCACCGCCAACAGCGGCUCUGAUAUCACCUACCAAGGCAACGUCGGCAACCCCUGGGGUAGCAAUAUCAUUGAGGUGUCGGAGAGCGAUGCCUCGAACUACAAGCACGUGGUCGCCAUCUCGGGCCAGAACACCGAGCCCUGGUCGGUUGUCUUCUGGAACAAGUAUGGCCCUGACGGCAAGAUGGACGGCUGGUACGGCAACGCCGCCGUGAGCUUCACCCUCAACGCCGGUGAGACCAAGUAUGUUGCCUUCGACGAAGACACAAACGGUGGCUUCGCUGCUGCUCCUGGCAGCAUUCCCACCGACUCCGACGGCGGAUACGCCUCCACCUGGGGUGAAUUCGACUUCGGCAGCGCCGGUAACUCGGGCUGGUCCGGCUUCGACGUCUCUGCUAUUGUCGCCCAGAACGCUGGUCUCACUGUCCAGGGCAUGAAGAUGUGUGACGUCUUCAGUGGUACCUGCUCCUCUAUCACUCCCGGUGCCGCAUCGGUGAACAAUGCUUACACCACCGCCGAGACUGACAUCGGUGGUAUCGGUGGCAACCUCUCUGGCGAUGGCGCGGUCCGUCUCGCCGUUACUAUCGACUACAGCGGUUAA
Aspergillus pseudonomiae is the source of this 798-nucleotide messenger RNA. RefSeq names its product putative allergen. The coding region runs from base 1 to 798 and encodes 265 amino acids. The transcript has a single exon. Gene Ontology annotation, molecular function: IgE binding. The record is from RefSeq and is a predicted model, not a curated record. Gene Ontology annotation, cellular component: extracellular region. Lineage: Eukaryota; Fungi; Ascomycota; Eurotiomycetes; Eurotiales; Aspergillaceae.